This is a messenger RNA of Anneissia japonica, 971 nucleotides long. Its product is annotated as COX assembly mitochondrial protein homolog. The record is from RefSeq and is a predicted model, not a curated record. The transcript has 6 exons. Lineage: Eukaryota; Metazoa; Echinodermata; Crinoidea; Comatulida; Comatulidae. Bases 178 to 501 code for a protein of 107 amino acids. Gene Ontology annotation, cellular component: mitochondrion.
CAGAAUAUAAAAAUUAGACCUCGUCAUCCACUAAUAUUAGAAUUGUGAUGAAAAUACACAUGAUUAACUUAUUUGCACUCGACGCGGGGCUGACGUGCACGAAAAAUAAUAAAUUAAUGAUCAUCGGUCUUUUAAAAAUGGCAAAGGUCUGAGCAUAACAAUCAUCAAGAGUGGAUAAUGACCUCGAACACAGAUACAACAAUUAACUCCCAAAAGCUCAGAAAGGUGGAAUUGGAAGUGCUUAUUCCAAAGAAGAUAAGAGAAAAGGCAAAGAUUUUGUGUGACAAAGAAGUUGCUGAUUUCACAAAAUGUUGUAAAGAAAGUUCCCUUGCAAUGGUUUAUAAAUGUAGAGCAGAAAAUUCAGCAUUGAAAGAAUGUUUAACCAAACACAUUGAAAGAAUGUUUAACCAAACAUGCACACAGGAAUACCUACAGGAGAGAGAAGAAUAUAGAAGAACAGGAGUAAAGCAAAAGCCAAAAAGAUAUCCUAGCAUGUCAUGAGGGAGAACCAGCUAAGAUGCAGCUGAAAUGAACAGGACUGAGAGCUCACAAAAUUAAAAACAAUGGACUAUACCAUCAUGAUAUAACUAAUGCCAAAUUACUCCAUAAUAUUGUGUUAAAAGGAAAUUAAUGAUCUCAUGUCGUAAUUUAGCUACAGGUGGCUGAACAUGGCUGCCGUUGGUUACAUUUUGUGCAAACCUUGAAAUGAAUGAGAAGGUUAUUCAUCAAUUUAUAUUUCUUCAGGUGUAUUUUUAUGUUCAAACGUAACAUAAUUAGGCCUAUAUAUACCAUUAAGUUUCUAUGGGAAUUAUUUCGUAAAUAUUUUGUGGAAUAAAAUUAUCCAAUUUAAAUAUAUGUGUGUUAACUCUAAUUUUUUGAAGCGUAACAUAAUGAGGCAUAUAUAUACCAUUAAAAUUCUAUGGAAAUUAUGUCGUAAAUUUUUUGUGAAAUAAAAUUAUCCAAUUUAAAUA